Anoplopoma fimbria (sablefish) is the source of this 1535-nucleotide messenger RNA. RefSeq names its product transcription termination factor 1-like. The record is from RefSeq and is a predicted model, not a curated record. The annotation marks the transcript as partial. Lineage: Eukaryota; Metazoa; Chordata; Actinopteri; Perciformes; Anoplopomatidae. The transcript has 8 exons.
GAUCACAUGACUAGAACCAGAACCAGAACCGGGACCAGAACCAGAACCGGGACCAGACCGGGACCAGACCGCUUCAACUACAAACUGAUCAGCCGCAAAAAGUCAACACCACCUCCUACUUCUCCUCCAUCACCUCCUCCUACUUCUCCUACUUCUCCUCCAUCACCUCCUCCUGCCAUGAAUCCUCCUGCAGAUUCUCCCUUCCGUCAGAAGGAGAAGCAGAGGAGGAGGUCAGAAGUGGAGGAAUGUCCUUUACCUCUGGACAUUGAUACACCUGAGAGAGAAGAGAAGAAGAAGAAGAAGACGACCAAAAGGGAGGAAGAGGAGAUCAGUGUUUCUCCCUCUGCUGCUGAUGAAGAGGAGAGCAGCCAGAAGGGGAGUAAGAAGAGGAAGAAGAAGAAGGAGAGGCAGGAAGUGGUAGAGGACACGCUGGUUGCUGUAGAAACCAGUGAGACAGAAAAGAAGAAGAAGAAGAAGAAGAAUAAAAAACACAAGAAGGAGCUGAUUGAGGAAGGCAUAUCCACGGUAACAACAGACCAUAAACACACAGGAACAGACUUCUUGGUUUCCAUGGAAACAAGCAACACCGGAAUGAAGAAAAAGAAAGAUGGGCGUGUGGUGGAAGUAAAGUUACAGGAAGGAGAGGAGAAGAAGAAGAAGAGAAAACAGGAGAGGAGAGGAGGGGGAGUAAAGAAGAGUCCAAAGAGAAGAGCAGCUGUAGAAGAAGAGCAGGUUGACUGGCCGUUGUUGGAGGAGCUGCAGGAGUUUGUUCCAGACAUCAAGAAGAGAUCAGUCGAUCAGAUCAAUACACUUCUGAGAUACGACCUGCACCGCUUCAAACACUUCAAACAGCAAGGUGUGCCUCUGCGAUGGGGGCGGUGCUCUCAGCAGGAGAAUCAGCAAAUUAAAGAAAAUGUUGCAGACUUCCUGGCUCUGACAGGCAUCAGCUCGGCCAAUCAGCUUCUGUUUCCUCAGAGGUACAAAGGGCAGGAGGCGGAGAUCAAGAAGCUUAGAGUACAACAUCACUUCCUGGAGAGCAUUGCUGAGGGGAUUCCUCGGCCGUGUCUGCAGGUUUGCACCAGAGCCAAGAAGAUGUUUGACGACAGGAACCACAUGGGAAGGUUCUCGGAGGAGGAGUUGCGUUCUCUGAUGAAGUUACAGAAUCUCCAUGGUAACGACUGGAGGAAGAUCUCUGAGAAGCUCAACCGCAGCGUGUUCUCCCUUCAGAAACGCUUCGCCCACAUCGCUGCAGGUCGUGGUUCGUGGAGUUUAGAUGAGGAGUCCAGAUUGAAGCAGGCUGUAAAGGAUCACCUUGAGGCUCUGGUCCAUCAAAAUUCUGCAGAUCCUGGUCUGAGCAGGGACCAGCUGUGUAACAACCUGCCCUGGAAGGAGAUCAGUCAGAAGGUCGGGACCAGAAAUUGGACCCAGUGUCGGCUCAAGUGGUUCUCCAUCCUGAAGUGUAAACUGGCUUCAGGUUUAAGCACCUUCAAUAGAGGACCUGAAGGACUUGAGGCUAAAAUCAAGCUCAUCAACAC